This is a messenger RNA of Penicillium roqueforti, 2103 nucleotides long. RefSeq names its product putative acyl-CoA synthetase. The transcript is spliced from 4 exons. The record is from RefSeq and is a predicted model, not a curated record. NCBI's taxonomy places the organism in Eukaryota, Fungi, Ascomycota, Eurotiomycetes, Eurotiales, Aspergillaceae. The coding region runs from base 1 to 2103 and encodes 700 amino acids.
AUGUCUUCGCACCCUCAACCGACAACCCACUCACAUUCCCUUGGCGAUCCAGAAACCUUUUGGUCCCAUCAUGCGGCCAGACUCCACUGGCACCGCAAGCCUUCACGUGCCUUGACGCGGCAGACAAAGUCUCUCCCGAGCGGAACCGAGCAUGAGCACUGGUCGUGGUUCGCCGAUGGCGAGAUCUCCACAACCUACAAUUGUGUCGACCGACAUGUGCUCGCAGGCCACGGUGACAAUGUUGCCAUUGUAUGGGAAUCACCGGUAACCGGUGUAACGGAGAAGUAUACUUACGCCCGCUUACUCGAUGAGGUCGAGGUUCUUGCCGGUGUACUUAGGGAGGAAGGGGUAAAGAAGGGCGAUGUUGUUAUUAUCUACAUGCCAAUGAUCCCUGCGGCCCUAGUAGCUGCGUUGGCAAUAACCCGCCUAGGCGCAAUUCACGCCGCUGUUUUCGGUGGCUUCGCUCCGCAAGCUCUGGCACAACGCAUCGAGGCCGCCCGCCCAAAAGUUCUAAUGACAGCGUCAUGUGGAAUAGAGGGGUCCAAGGGACCCAUUUCAUAUCGGCCACUCGUCGAAGGCGCCGUCAAGGCAAGCAGCUUUAAGCCGAGCAGGAUCAUUGUCUGGCAGCGUGACCAACUGCGCUGGGAUCAGCCCGAUAAGCGCGGUGGCCAGCGUAAUUGGCAGAGACUCGUUAAGAGCGCACGAUUCCGUGGGGUUAAGGCUGGACCUGUUCCUGUUAAGAGUACGGAUGCACUUUAUAUUAUCUAUACAAGUGGAACCACCGGCCUCCCCAAAGGCGUCCUGCGUGAAGCAGGUGGGCACGCCGUGGGUCUGGAACUCUCCAUAAAGUCGCUCUUCGGGAUCAAAGGUCCCGGCGACACAAUGUUCUGCGCAUCAGACAUAGGCUGGGUCGUCGGACACUCUUACAUCCUUUAUGCACCGCUGUUAGUCGGCGCCACAACGGUCCUGUUUGAAGGUAAGCCCGUCGGCACGCCGGAUGCAGGGACAUUCUGGCGCAUUGUCGAGAAACACAAUGUAAAUGCCCUCUUUACAGCACCAACUGCCAUGCGAGCUAUCCGGAAAGAUGAUCCGGACGACCAGCUUAUCGGCGAGGUCGGAAAGCGCGGGGGAUUGAAAUCUCUCCGUGCCCUUUUCCUCGCUGGUGAGCGCAGCGAGCCUGGUAUUGUUAGCUCAUAUCAAGAUCUUCUUCGGAAGUAUGCAGCGGAUGGUGCGCUUGUUAUUGACAACUGGUGGUCGUCUGAAUCUGGAUCCCCGAUUACGGGUGUUGCAUUGAAUGGGAGUGCUGCCCUUGCUAGUCUGGCAUCCGGGCCAGAUCAUUCUCCUCUCACAACCCGACCUGGCUCAGCAGGUUUCCCACUGCCUGGGUUUGACGUCCGCAUCGUCGAUGACGAGGGCAGUGAAGUCCCGCGCGGUACUAUGGGCAAUAUCGUUAUGGCACCACCACUCGCCCCGUCGGCAUUCACGACCCUCUUCGAGGACGAGGAGCGGUUUUACCGUGGGUAUCUUAAGCGUUUCAAUGGCCGCUGGGUCGAUACCGGCGAUGCGGGGAUGGUUGAUGAGGAUGGCUACGUGCAUAUUAUGUCGCGAAGUGACGAUAUCAUCAAUGUUGCCGCGCAUCGGUUCAGUACCGGAUCCAUUGAACAAGCAAUUCUCUCGCACCCAUUGAUCAGCGAAGCAAGCGUCGUCGGCAUCCCCGACCCGCUAAAAGGCCACCUUCCCUUCGCAUUCAUCCAGCCCAAAGCUGGCCCAAUCACUGGAAAAAGCAAUCCUCUUCCAGCAACACCGACCCCGCAGUUAUUUGCCGAGGUUAACGCGCUGGUCCGCGAGCAGAUUGGGGCUAUUGCGUCGUUGGGUGGGAUUAUACAGGGUCGGGGGAUGAUCCCUAAGACGCGAAGUGGGAAGACGCUUAGGCGUGUUCUUAGAGAGCUUGUUGAGUAUGGGGUGAAGGGGGAGUAUGCGGCGGAGAUUAAUGUGCCGCCUACCGUUGAGGAUGCGGAAGUUGUUUCUGUUGCAAGAGAGAGGGUUAGGGAAUAUUUUGAGGAGAAGGAGAAGGCAAAUGGGGUCGACAAGGCGAAGCUUUAG